Molecule: messenger RNA, 1018 nt
Organism: Eurytemora carolleeae
Lineage: Eukaryota; Metazoa; Arthropoda; Copepoda; Calanoida; Temoridae
Exons: 17
Coding region: 95-925 (276 amino acids)
Source: RefSeq, a predicted model, not a curated record
AUCAAGUUUCAAGUUAUGGAUUAGAAUACUGAAAGUAUAGUUAUACUACUCGUGAUAUGUUUAUCAUUUAUUUCAUAAAGGUACUUUGAACAAAAUGCAGAUGAAAGUGAUAGUUUCAAUAUUUUUGAUGUGUUUUUUACCCCAUUCAUUGGAAGGUAUUCGUCCGAACAGACCUUUCGUUGAGAAGGUGAAUGAUAAGUACAAACUAAACCUUUAUUUGACCAGUAAACUACCAAUAAAGAAACUAGAAGCCCAGGAAAUGAAAGGAAGGAAGUGGGUCCAUUUUGCAAAUUUCAGUGUGAACGAUAGUCUAGAUUAUCCAAGAAUGGAUUCAAUACCUUUAUCGUCCUACUCCGACCAGAUGUACAGGGUAAAGGCGACAUUAAAUAACGGGACUGUGCUACGAUCCUUACCUUCUAAUAAGUUAGAGACCGGAAGUUCUUCAGAUAAUAUUCUCGAGUUCACCCCACCAUCUCCUAAUAUUAGUGUACUGCCAAACAUGUCUUAUCUAGUUGAAUGGAAUCCUCCCAAGAUGUGGAACUUAAGUUCUGAUAUUGCAUUAGUGCUUGAGAAUGAUGCGAAUGGAACUUGGGAUAAGAACGAAAAACUGGUUUUAUCCAACGCUGGUCCUGAUGGUGUAGUAAGAAUCCUGACAAAUACAUCCGCCGCUAAUAUAAGAGUUCAGCUUCUAGACGCCGAAUACCAGAACUCUUUACCUUCUGCAAUCAUAGAUUUAAAAGAACUUAAAGGUGGCCAAGUAGCAAAUGCAUCAAAAAUUGAUACAAUAGUUAAAACUGUGCUUAAUGAAGUUUUAUACAAAAUUGGAAAAAAUGACCAGAAAAAUAAAACAGAAGGGAGCCCUAAUCAAGCUGAAAUUGUGGCAGAUGAUAAAGAAGCUGAUGACUAUGAAAACGAGGAAAGAUGAAAUCUUUACAAAAUUUAUGAAAAUUGUUGAAAAUAUUUGUUAAAUUCAAAUCAAUCUAUGAAAUAAAUGAAUACAUUUGUAUCUCAUUAGUGU